Molecule: messenger RNA, 2160 nt
Organism: Cordyceps militaris CM01
Lineage: Eukaryota; Fungi; Ascomycota; Sordariomycetes; Hypocreales; Cordycipitaceae
Product: eIF4-gamma/eIF5/eIF2-epsilon
Exons: 3
Coding region: 1-2160 (719 amino acids)
Cellular component (GO): eukaryotic translation initiation factor 2B complex
Molecular function (GO): translation initiation factor activity; translation initiation factor binding; guanyl-nucleotide exchange factor activity
Source: RefSeq, a predicted model, not a curated record
AUGUCGCACAAGGGAAAGAACAGCGCCAGCUCGGCCAAGGGCAAAAAACCCGCCAAGUCGGGCGCCGAGACCAAGGGCGAGGAUGUCUUGCAGGCCGUGAUCCUCGCCGACUCGUUCCAAGAUAGAUUCAAGCCGUUUACGAUUGACAGACCAAGAUGUCUCCUCCCGCUGGGCAACACGCCGCUGAUCGAAUACACGCUCGAGUUCCUGGCCAUGAACGGCGUCAACGAAGUCUUCCUCUACUGCGGCGCCAACACCGACGCCGUCGAGGAGUACUUGAACCGCUCGCGCUGGUCCACCGCCUCCAAGUCGUCGCCCUUUUCCCUCAUCCAGUUUAUCCGCGUAGCCGAUGCGCGAUCCGUGGGCGACGUGCUGCGGGACCUCGACACACGCUCGCUCAUCGACGGCGACUUCAUCCUCGUGCACGGGGACUUGGUAUCGAACCUGAUGCUGGACGGCGUGCUGGCAGCCCACCGACGCCGCCGCGAGACGUCGGCCCUCAACAUCAUGACGUGUGUGCUGCGCUCCGGCGGCCGCGAUGCCCACCGCACCAAGGCCGAGGGCGGCGGCCUGACGCCCGUCUUUGUCGUCGACAACGAGACCCAGCGCUGCCUGCACUACGACGAGAUGAGCCCGCUCAGCGACGAGCACUACACGCUGCUCGAUCCGGCCAUCCCCGAAGAGCUCUCCUCCGACUUUGACGUGCGCGCCGACCUCAUCGACGCCCAGGUGGAUAUUUGCACGCCCGAAGUACUCGCGCUCUGGUCCGAGAGCUUCGACUACGAGCUGCCGCGCCGCAACUUCCUGCAUGGCGUGCUCAAGGACUGGGAGCUCAACGGCAAGAUGAUUUACGCGCACAUUGUCGACGACGGCUAUGCCGCCCGCGCUAGCAACCUACAGAUGUACGACGCCGUCAGCCGCGACGUCCUCGGCCGCUGGACCUUUCCGUUUGUCCCGGAGAACAAUCUCGCGCCACACUCGUCGUACCAGGCGCACCACAACCGCGUCGUCAUUGAGCGCAGCGCGUGCCACGCCUCGAGCGCGCGCCUGCGGAACUCUGUCAUUGGUGCCAACACGAACAUCGGCGCAGGCACCACCGUCACAAACUGCAUCAUUGGCAGCGACUGCGUCAUUGGCGCCGGCGUCACCCUCACAGAUGCCAUUCUCUGGAACGACGUAUCGAUUGACCAGGACGCCACAGUCACGCGCGCCAUCCUGGCUGAUGGCGUCCAGGUCGGCAAGGCCGCAACCAUUGCGCCCGGCGCGCUCCUCUCGUUUGGCGUACACAUUGGCGACGGCGUCACUAUUGCCGAAAACACGGCCAUCUCCGCCAUCACACCCCUUGGCACGGCCGCCACCACCGACACCGCCAUCGUCGGCGUCGGCGGCGUCGGCGCCGCCUUUUCCGAUCCCGAGGCCGACGAUCUCGAGGACGACGACCCCGCGCGGCUGCAGCAGUCGCUCAUAUACUCCAUGGCGGGCUUCAACGUAUCCACAUCGUCCGUCUCCACGCUCGCCUCCGCGACGUACUCAACCGACGGCAGCGAGGCCGCGUUUGGCGAAGAGCCGGACCCCGAGGCCGCCGGCCAGGAGUCGUUCCACGCCGACGCCGUGCACGGCAUUCUCGAUGCGCUGCGCGCCGCCUCGGGCGACUUUGACUCUGCUAAGCUUGAGUUCAUGGGCCUGCGGCUCGCCAACAACGCCUCGGACGAGAUGAUGCGGCGCGCCGUCGCCACGGCGUUUGCGCGCCGCGCUGCCGAGCUCGUCGUCGCAGCUCCCCAAACCGACCGCCCCCCGCUGGACCCGAGCAAAGCGGCUGAGACGGCGCUGACGGCGCGGGCGGGCGCUGUCAAAUUCUUGCUCGAAGUCGGUGUCGGCGGCGGCGAGCCGGAGCAGGUGGCCUUUAUCCUGGCCAUGCAGACGGCGCUGACGGACGUGGGCGGCGUGGACCCGCCAAAGGCGGGCACCGUGCUCGCCGCCCUGCUGCAGCAGCUGUACGCGCUCGACGUCCUCGAGGAGGAGGGCAUCCUGGCGUGGUGGGAGGACGCGCGCACGACCGACGGUGAGGCCAUGGCCGCGCUGAGGGAUAAGUGUAGGGUGCUGGUGGAAUGGUUGGAGAAUGCCGAGGAGGAGGACGACGAGGAAAGCGAGGAUGAGUAA